AUGGUAUCUCCUACAUUUAUUUUCUACCUUACACUGACUCUCUUCCUUUUCCUAAAUGUGUCCACUUCUACUAAGACCAUCCUAGUUGAUAAGUCAGGCAAGGGACAAUUCACCACAGUGCAGAAGGCCAUCGAUUCAAUCCCAUCAAAUAACAAACAAUGGACAAUUAUCCUUCUCAAUGCUGGUGUUUACAAAGAGAGAGUUACAAUCAUCAAAGAUAAACAAUACAUUAUUCUUAAGGGAGAGAGUAGGCUAUCGACUGUGAUCGAAUGGGAUGAUUCUGGAAACUCCUUGGAAAGUUCAACCUUCAAGUUGUAUGCUUCAAAUUUUAUGGCUCGUAAUAUUACAUUCAAGAAUACAUAUGACCUCGUGCUGGUAAAUAAUGUGGUGAAAAAGAUUACAUGGGCACCAGCAGCUCUUCUUUAUGCAGACAAAGCAUCAUUUUAUGAAUGUAGUUUUGUUGGCAUACAAGAUACACUCACUGACUUAGUUGGUCGUCACUUUUUUGAUGGUUGCUAUGUUGAAGGUGCAAUAGACUUCAUCUGGGGUUAUGGUCAAUCACUUUAUCAGAAUUCUGAAAUACAUGUAAAUGGAAAAAGUAUAGGCAAUUGGAACGCUUAUAUUACAGCCCAAGGUCGAGAAAGUGAUACACAAACCAAUGGUUUUGUGUUUAAGUAUUGUAAAGUAACAGGAACUGGUACUGCAUAUUUAGGGAGGGCAUAUAGAAACCAUUCGGCAGUAGUGUAUUUCAGGUCAACUUUCGACAAUAUUAUUGCCCCAGAAGGUUGGGAUAUAUGGAAACAAGCUGGAAAGGAGAAAUAUAUCACAUAUGCAGAGGUGGAAUGCAAGGGACCAGGGGCAAACAUGUCGAAACGUGUGAAAUGGGAGAAAACAUUAACGGCCGAACAACAGAAAAAGUUUGUCGAUCAAAAAUUGUUCCUAAACCAAGAUGGUUGGAUAGAAGAACAACGCCUGCAUCUUUAG
Quercus robur (English oak) is the source of this 984-nucleotide messenger RNA. RefSeq names its product probable pectinesterase 55. Bases 1 to 984 code for a protein of 327 amino acids. The transcript has 5 exons. NCBI's taxonomy places the organism in Eukaryota, Viridiplantae, Streptophyta, Magnoliopsida, Fagales, Fagaceae. Gene Ontology annotation, molecular function: pectinesterase activity. The record is from RefSeq and is a predicted model, not a curated record. Gene Ontology annotation, biological process: cell wall modification.